GGUGAACAUCUGCCGUUUUGAGAUGUGCCUGUUGGUUCGUCUGCAUCUAGGUCACCGAAAUGCCUUCGCCGCUCCCCUGUCACAUGGUUGAUGUUUCAUCAUGCAGACUAUGGACAAAAUCCAGAAAUCUCGAAAUAAGGGCCCGGCUUGCACACAAUGCCGCCAGCUGAAGCUGAAAUGUGACUCCAGUCAAACAUUCCCUGCUCCCUGCAGUAGAUGCAGCAGAACCGGAGCACGAUGUCUGAUCGAUUCUUCUUUUCGGCGGGAGAAGCGCCAGGAACGCAUUGAGAGGCUGGAAGAGGAGCUGCUCCAUGCGAAACAGAAGCUGGAACAUGCGCCGUCUGCUUCUGACAGAGCAUCGACAGAACCGCAAGCACGCCAGCCUGGAGGCGAAGAGGACUUCACUACUUUCCCUUUCGCAAGCUUUGCCGGAGAACUCGAACCAGCGACUCUGGAAAACAUCACAAUUCAGCCCGACUCCAUCGUUGAACUGUUUGAGCGCUACUACAUCCAUCACCAUCCACGAUUUCCCAUCUUGUCCGCACCCUCGAUCACGUUGAGGUCGUCUAAGAAAUGGCCUCCUCUAUUCUGGAGCAUUAUCCUGGUGUCUGCAAAAAGCCGUCAGCACGCCAGCUUGUAUUCCAAACUUAGCCAGCCGCUCAAGAGGCUUGUCCUAAGUCCCGAAUACCUUGCAAAUCGAUCCGUUGAAAUGAUCCAGGCUCUGUUGCUCCUCGGUACCUGGGCAGGAGGGGAUGACAGAAGUUGGACCGACCUGUCUUGGACCUACAGCGGGAUUGCCACUCACGCAGCCCUCCAAAUAGGCUUGCAUCGACCGGAAUACAGCAACGAUUUUAUUUACGGCUCCAAAUUCGAUGAAGAUGCCAUUGUGCCUAGAAGGAAGGCAUGGAUUGCCUGUUUCAUCGUGAAUGAGAUGGCAAGCCGCAGAAUCGGUGUUCCAUGCACCACACCAAUCGACCAUACCAUCCUUGAAGCGUUGUCGUCGCCCUCUCCCGCCAUCCCGUCUCGACUCAAACAACAGCUCCAGAUCGCGUAUCUGUCGUACCGAACAAACACUACCCUAGGCAAUUCCGAUCUUAGUCCGGCGGGCGUCCUCCAAAGCUCGAUUUCGGCCAUCCACAUGUUCGAGAAAGAAUUCUCUCUAAUGGAAUCGACGCAUGGCCUUUUAUGGUCGCCGCACGAGGAAGUGCUUUUCCUUGGAUCCAAGCUGAACCUGUAUAUUUACGCAAUCACCUCCUCAAACACCACGAGUGAAAACGGCCGACACUCUAAUGUGGACGAAUUCAUAGGCCCGGCUCUCGCGACAGGGUUGAAGCUCAUCAACAUAGCCAAUAAUGCCGAAGACGAAAUCAUCUCCUGGAGCGUGCAUACGAAGGAAUCCCUCAUUGCGGCAACGUUCUUCCUCUUGAUGCUCAGAGAUAGCGAGCACCCACUGGUCGACCUCGCUGCCACUAGGAAAGCGAUCGGCCAGGCCUGGAAUACGCUUCACGCCUGCACCGUCACGGAGCAUGACUACCUCACGAGAACUUGUACCACCAUCUCCUACCUCAGCCAACAUCCGUUAAAACGAGAGGGAAAUGGCUUCGCACUGAGGACGAAGUCCAGGAUGGCGUCCAGCAUCAUGUGGGACACCAUAAGGCGGCUGAAAGAGCAAUUUGGGCUCGAGAAGCCCGCACAAUCUCUCAGUGAACGCCUUGCUGCCGCGAGUGAUCGCACGCAGCCUUCCGGCGCAUUUGCCACGCAACCGUACCCGGAUAACCUGGCUUUCGAGUACUCUGGAGGUGAUCUGAUUGAUUGGGACUCGUUGUUCAACGAAUUGGGGGAUUUCUAUAUACCGCCACCAGACAUGGCGCUCUAGCAAGGACAACUUUGUGGCAUCCAACCAAUAUAAAUCGCAUCGCUAUUAUCGUGCCGUCAGAGCCGUUACGGUGAAUGUCCUCAAAUCCAGCUGGAAGAGUAACUCGGCGAGACAGACUUCGCGCUCCUGCCCAACCGCACCUCUGCCCUGUGAAUAUGUUUCGGCACCGGCUCGGCACCCUGAAGAUCACCUUCGUCCGCGAUCAGUCGCGAAAGAGCCGGAUCUCUCGUAACUCUCACGAUGGUCGAGAAUGAAUUCGUGUACGAAGCGCCGUUGUGGAGCAACGCGUGCACACCCAACAGGACACAGAUCAGUGCGAAGAAAGCGCUUAGUCCAUAAGCCACGAGCAGUGCUCGCGGCUCAUAGACAAACUGUGAUUCGAACCUUUGUCGCACCGCUGAGGCUGUUGUCUGGUCUUCACCAACGGUCCUGUUUUGCACAAGUCAGCUGACUUGCGUCUCGAAGCGGAGAAUAGAAAUGUUGAUGUGCGAAUGUACAAACAUACCCAGAGACAACGCCGUACCGCAUGCUCAGCGUAAUGUUCCGAAACAGCAUCUCAUUCUGCUUGGCCUGAAGGAGCGUCAAGUCCGUUUGGUUCAGGCCCGGCCGCGCAGGGAACAAGGCCUGAUUCAUUCCGGGAGCGUAGACGGAGUUGGUCGUCGGGAAAGAGAUGUCGUUGGAGUACGUGAUGGGCCCACCGAUCAUCAUGACAAAGGAUUCCAUGACGGCUUGCAUGUUCAUCUGUUGACGGACCCGAGGAUCCUGUAGCGUCCCCUCCAUCGAGCUGAGCGCCGGCAUCCAAUUCUCGAACUUUGGAGAGGCGGUGACGAAUUGUGCGCCCGUGCUCUUCACCUCGAAAUGAGCGUCGUAGGACGCGUUGUACAAUGCACAGGUCAUCAUCUGCGCCUCUGCUUUGCCGACAAAGUCUGGGAUGCGGUUGCCUGACUCGUCGACGCCCGUGGUGUUGAGAUAAAUAAACACCCGAGCAGCGUCUUUCGAGACAAAAUCUAAUCGGUUGUUCCCGAUCUGCACGUCCGUGGAGGCGAAGAAUGAGCCAUUCACGUCAGGUCCCCAUCCGGGCUGAGGUGCCCAGCCAAAAUAGAACACUCUCGUGUCCGUCAUAUUCUCGUACUCGAGCAUGGCCCUUUUGGCCCAUGAAAAUUCUUCGUCGCUCGACAUGUCGCAGCUGACGGCCGGGCCGAAGAAUUGAAGGUUGAAGGUUAGGUUUGUGCUGGAGGACUCGAGCGGAAGAACACUGUUGGAGAGGACUGUGGCGAACGUCGGAUUCGACAGGCCCGUGGACAUGGAGGCGUAGGUUGUUGUGUUGGCGUCAGUUAUGACGCCGCAGAAGAGGUUGCUGUCAGUUGUGAAGGACCGCUGAGGGACGACUAGAGCCCCGGUUUCGGAGACCAGGACAGGCUGCACAGAGAGGGUGCCUGGAGUGAUGAUGGCAGAGAUUGGGAGGAGCCUGGAUCUGUUAGAAUCCCAUUUUGUGUUAUGAUGUGAAGAAUCCCACCAAGUCAUAGCUGCCAAAAG
Molecule: messenger RNA, 3412 nt
Organism: Cladophialophora immunda
Lineage: Eukaryota; Fungi; Ascomycota; Eurotiomycetes; Chaetothyriales; Herpotrichiellaceae
Exons: 5
Coding region: 101-1876 (591 amino acids)
Biological process (GO): regulation of DNA-templated transcription; DNA-templated transcription
Cellular component (GO): nucleus
Molecular function (GO): DNA-binding transcription factor activity, RNA polymerase II-specific; zinc ion binding; transcription cis-regulatory region binding
Source: RefSeq, a predicted model, not a curated record